Pocillopora meandrina is the source of this 5415-nucleotide messenger RNA. NCBI's taxonomy places the organism in Eukaryota, Metazoa, Cnidaria, Anthozoa, Scleractinia, Pocilloporidae. The record is from the annotation of a GenBank genome assembly.
UUUUUCUUUGCAGCCACAGCAGAUGUUUAUAGGAAUGAGGGUAAUGAGGCCUUCAAGAAAGGAGAUUUCAUCAAUGCUAUUCAUUUUUACACCAAAGGAAUUAAAAUGAACUGCAAUGAGAAAGAACUGAAAGCCAAACUGCACAACAACAGGGCUAUUGCACAUUCUAAACUUGGUAAGAUGAUGAGAGCUUUAAUAGGCAUUUUUUUUCUCUUUUGAAGCUAAUGGGCUGUCAACAGUAGUUUUCUGAAAAAAGAGAUAAUUUUGAAUGCAUGCCCGGAAAAAUUAAGAUACAUCUCAACUUGGCCUCUCAAAUAUACAAAGAAGUAACCUCUUACCCAAAUAUCAACAAGCAUCACAAGUUCUUCCCAAAAUUAUAGUAAUGGUAGUUGGUUUGCAACAUGUAUGGCUAAUCAGAGAUAUUUAUUUCAAUAACAGGAAAUCACCAGGAUUCACUAAGGGAUGCAGAAGCAGCCAUUGAGUUAAAUCCAACUUUCCUUAAGGCAAUUGUGAGAGGUUAGAUAUGUUAGCUGUGCUAUAAUAAUAAUAUUAAUAAUAAUAAAAAUAAUAAUAAUAAUAAUAAUAAAAGAACUCAACACUCUAAGGUUGAAUGAGGUUAAAUGAAAUUCAAUCUUGUCUCAAUUGACUUUAAUUAAGAGGUGGAGACCACCUUGGUGUACAUUUAAAUCCAGCUCUUGACUGUUAUGCCAUUUAACUUUCCAUUAAUUUAAUGAUGAGAAUAUUAUUUUGAGCGGGAUGAAGAACUCAAUAUGAAAGCAAAAUUUUGGCAAGAAUAUUUUAGUUCCUUAAGUUCAAUGAGUCACAGGUUUCAGUUAUGUUAAGUCACUAUCUAGCUCUUUUAAAAAAAGAAGUAAGGAUCAAGACUUACCUAACUCGUGAUUUUGUGGGAAUUGUUGGUCCCAAUUUAAUAAAUGUUCUUAGAAGUUUCAGUUGUCUUAAAAGCUAAAUAAAUCUAACUGAAACCUAAUAGGGCCUGUUUAUUCUUUUCCACUUGGUUUCUUUGUUUUGUUUUGUCUUUUUUUUCUUCUAGUCUGUAAUGAUUUCAAUGGUUUCAGGUUUUUUUCUCAGAAUUGAGCUAUGAUACAACUAUAAUUUAGCUUUUUUGUGUUGUUACCUACAGGAGCCACUGCUUGUGUUGAAUUGAAGAGAUUUGAAGAAGCAAUCACUUGGUGUGAUAAGGGACUAGCUGUAUCCUUUGAAGAAAUCUUUCAUUUUUAACCAUGGGUAUAAUGGAAAUAGUUUCCAUAAUUUGAUGUUUUAAGGGAGAAAAUACAAAGAAUUAAUUAUGAUGGGAACUUGUCAGUUCAUACUAUAAGUGUGUGUGAUUAAAAAACGUGGGAAAAGCUAUUACCUCAUGAAUUAUUAAUGAUAUUACUCCUUUUAGCCAAUUUGACUUAGUUAUGCUAUCCAUGCCAAUAACUGUUACAUUAGUUUAGAUAACCCUUUAAUUCAUAGACCAAGUUUGUAAUUAUCCUUACUGUUAACCGUACAAUUUUUGUAAUGUUAGUUCAGAGAAUUCGGUAUUGGAUCAACUAAUUAUCCCCAAAUUGAUAUUUUUUUUGCUCUCAACACUUAUCUGAUUGAUAUUGUAUUGCUAUUGUAAGGAGAAAUUCUCUCUUGGUCACUCAUGGGAGUUAAAGGGUUAAAAGACUAAUAUUCAUCCAGUUUAUACAUGGUACAUAUCUUAUGCAGAUUUUCUUGCCUUCGACCUUUUUCCACUACUUAGAGACUCGGAAACUUUCGUUGUGCUUUCCUAUGGACAAAUAAAAAUUUUAAAGACACAUAUUUGUGUUGUAGACUCAUUUCUUCCACUGCUGUAAAACAUUCAUCUGAUGUUAAAGCUAUAUUAAUUUAAAAAUUGAGCAAGUGCUGCCGAGUUUUUUGGAAACAAGGGAUUAAAUCUAGAUAUUUCGUGUUAAAUUUUGAGGCUGCACACAGAAGAAAAAUUUUUUGAAAUGUAGAUUAACUUCAUAACUGACUUUAAGACUGAAUGUUGAUAAAACAUCUACCUUUCAUGCAAUCCCUCCUAAUAAGCCAUUUUUUAGUUGUGUACUUAGUUUCCAAGCCUUUGAUUUGGAGUGAAGCUGAAGGUUACCUUAUUGUGAUAGACCAGUAUCUAGUGACGAUAAUAACAAAGUAGUUUGCAUUUAAAAAGCAGCAAUGUUUUUAUCAUAACAAGGUCACCCUUACCUAUCGCUCUUGUUCAGAGGCUUGGAAACCAAGCACGCAAAUGUUAAAAUGGACUAUAUAUUACAUAUCAAUAUGAUCAGAAACAUUAUCCUUUUUUUUUCUACAUUUUUUAACCUUAACAUAAAAAAGAUUGACAAAAACAAUAGGAUCUUGUUGUCAUUAAGACUUCAGUCUGUCAGUGAAGUGGGAGAUGAGUCCAUGGAGCAGAAAGAUCCUAUUAGUCAUGACCAUCGUAGUGAAAGUUCAGGUGAUGUCAAGAAAGUCAUAGACCUCUCUAAUCGAGAAGAAAAACCCAUAGAGUACCUCAACCCAUAUCUUAAAAUAGCUAAAGAAGUAGGAGACAAGCAUGGGGAGGGUGUUGCUUAUGGCAAUCUUGGCAAUGCUUAUUUUAGACUGGGUGAUUUCAAAAAAGCCAUAGAGUACCACAACCUACAUCUUAAAAUAGCUAAAGAAGAAGGAGACAAGCAUGGGGAGGGUAACGCUUAUGGCAAUCUUGGCAAUGCUUAUGGCCGUCUGGGUGAUUUCAAAAAAUCCUUUGAGUACCACAACCUACAUCUUAAAAUAGCUAAAGAAAAAGGAGACAAGCAUGGGGAGGGUGUUGCUUAUGGCAAUCUUGGCAAUGCUUAUGACAGUCUGGGUGAUUUCAAAAAAGCCAUAGAGUACCACAACCUACAUCUUAAAAUAGCUAAAGAGGUAGGAGACAAGCUUGGGGAGGGUAACGCUUAUGGCCAUCUUGGCAAUGCUAAUUUUAGUCAGGGUGAUUUCGAAAAAGCCAAAGAGUACCACAACCUACAUCUUAAAAUAGCUAAAGAAGUAGAAGACAAGCAUGGGGAGGGUGGUGCUUAUGGCAAUCUUGGCAAUGCUUAUCACGGUCUGGGUGAUUUCAAUAAAGCCAUAGAGUACCACAACCUAGAUCUUAAAAUAGCUAAAGAAGUAGGAGACAAGCAUGGGAAGGGUAACGCUUAUGGCAAUCUUGGCAAUGCUUAUUUUAGUAUGGGUAAUUUCAAAAAAUCCAUUGAGUACCACAACCUACAUCUUAAAAUAGCUAAAGAAGUAGGAGACAAGCAUGGGGAGGGUGUUGCUUAUGGCAAUCUUGGCAAUGCUUAUGAAAGUCUGGGUGAUUUCAAAAAAGCCAUAGAGUACCACAACCUACAUCUCAAAAUAGAUAAAGAAGUAGGAGACAAGCAAGGGGAGGGUAACGCUUAUGGCAAUCUUGGCAAUGCUUAUUUUAGACUGGGUGAUUUCAAAAAAGCCAUAGAGUACCACAACCUACAUCUUAAAAUAGCUAAAGAAGUAGAAGACAAGCAUGGGGAGGGUGUUGCUUAUGGCAAUCUUGGCAAUGCUCAUCACGGUCUGGGUGAGUUCCAAAAAGCCAUAGAGUACCACAACCUAGAUAUUAAAAUAGCUAAAGAGGUAGGAGACAAGCAUGGGGAGGGUGUUGCUUAUGGCAAUCUUGGCAAUGCUUAUGACAGUCUGGGUGAUUUCAAAAAAGCCAUAGAGUACCACAACCUACAUCUUAAAAUAGCUAAAGAAGUAAGAGACAAGCAUGGGGAGGGUAACGCUUAUGGCAAUCUUGGCACUGCUUAUUUUAGUAUGGGUGAUUUCAAAAAAGCCAUAGAGUACCACAAUCUACAAAUUAAAAUAGCUAUAGAAGUAGGAGACAAAUGCUUGGAGGCAUUUGGCUACUAUUCAUUAGGAUGCGUUUUUGAGCUGCAAGGUGGACUACCAAAAGCCGUUGAACAUUACCAAGCUAGCAUAAACUUAUACAAUUCCUUGAGAGUACUUCUAAAAUCUAAAGAUGAGUGGAAAGUUAGUUUUCGAAAUCAGCAUCGAAUGCCGUAUACGGGUUUGUGGAGAGUUCUCGUAGAACAAGGUAAUGUAGAUGAAGCCUUAUUUGUUGCUGAGAAAGGACGAGCUCAAGCCCUGACCGACCUCAUGGAAUCCAGUUUUUUUGGUGGAACAAGUCAGCACAAGGGAGAAGAUGAAGAUAUCGCAGUUUUAAAAAACGUUCCAUCAAACACUGUCUUUCAGGCAGUGGACAAAGCUAACGUCAAUCUUUGGGUUGUGUCCGAAGGAAAACAAGUUCAGUUAAGACAAAGUAAACUUAAAGGUUUUGUUUCAGAGAAUAGUAGAUCUAGCCAGUCCUUUGAGUCGUUCAUGCUCGGUGUCUAUACACAACUUGGUGUUCGUUCUAAUGUGAGAUGCGAGAAUCGAUCUUUGGAUGCUUUGAGGGAGGGCUGUUCAAAAGUGGAUGAGACAACCAAAGAAGCCAACCCUCAACCUCACAUCCAACAAGAUGGAUGCUUGAGCAGUUUGUAUGAUAUCGUUAUGAAGCCGGUGGCUGACCUGAUUCAAGGGGAUGAGCUACUCAUUAUUCCUGAUGGACCCCUGUGGAUCGCUCCUUACGCUGCAUUGAAGGAUGGUAAUUCUAAAUACCUGUGUGAAUCGUUCACAAUCCGAGUCGCUCCAUCGUUAACAAGUCUUAGACUCAUUGCCGAUUGCCCAGAUGAUUAUCACAAAAGCAGUGGUGCGUUACUUGUGGGAGAUCCGUGGGUAUCCGAGGUUACUAACAGUGAGGGAUUGAAACCCCUCGAGCAGCUUCCGUGUGCUAAAGAAGAAGUAGAAAUGAUCGGAAAAAUUCUGAAUAUCACGCCAAUCACUGGCAGACAGGCCACGAAACGUGAGGUGUUGAAAAGACUCAGUUCCGUUUCCUUAGUUCACUUUGCGGCACACGGAUGUCCGGAAACUGGCGAAAUUGCCCUUACACCUGACCUAGAUCGAAUAUCUACUGUGCCUACGGAGAAGGAGGACUACAUUUUAACGAUUCGAGAUGUGUCGAAUGUUCAACUUCGCGCCAAACUUGUUGUGCUCAGUUGCUGCCACAGUGGUCGGGGCGAGAUCAAGGCUGAAGGUGUGGUUGGCAUUGCGCGCGCUUUUAUGGGGGCUGGUGCUCGGUCUGUUGUGGUGUCCCUGUGGGCGAUUGAUGACGAGGCUACUCUUGAGUUCAUGAAAUGCUUUUAUCAACACCUUGCAGAAGGUAAACCUACAAGCAAGUCACUGAACCUGGCCAUGAAAAGCCUCAGAGAAUCAGAUAAGUUCCGCGACAUCAAAUACUGGGCGCCCUUUAUGCUGAUUGGAGAUGACCUCACUUUUGACUUGAUGGCAAAGGAAAGAGAAAAUUUGGAUAGAAAAUCAAAUAAAUGA